Messenger RNA from Leptosia nina, 231 nucleotides. The record is from the annotation of a GenBank genome assembly. Lineage: Eukaryota; Metazoa; Arthropoda; Insecta; Lepidoptera; Pieridae.
AUGACUACGCAGCCGAGCUAUAUACAAGAGCUUCCAGUCUUUGAAGGAGAUAGCACCGAGUGGACGGCAUUUCAGGUCAUAUAUGAUAACACAGCUUCCCUAUUUUCACCAGUUCAUAAUAUGGCAAGACUUCGGAUUGCGAUAAAAGGGGAAGCCAGGGAGAGCUGCAAGAGUCUUCUAUACUCCAGUAUGAAGCCUGAAGAUGUUAUGAAAGCACUACGGGCGGCCUGA